CGCUGAUUCUCACUUCUGCCAUCCUUACAGCGGGCGUGAGAGAGAAGUGUUGUCUCGCCACAGACCUGUAGUCUACAACGUAAUUGUUUUUUUGUGUUUUUUUCCUAAUAUUAAGUAAACUAUACAGUGUGUGUAUCUGAGUUAUCAGACUUAGAUCAAUAACAUAGUUUGACCAGCCUUCGUCAGCAGAUAAGAUCGUAACACAGUCCACCAUCAUGCGUGAGGUAAUAUCCAUCCAUGUGGGCCAGGCAGGAAUCCAGAUGGGCAAUGCCUGCUGGGAGCUGUACUGUCUGGAACAUGGCAUCCAGCCUGACGGAACAACAACAGGCGAUGGGCUCAAUGGAAAUGGGGAGAGUUCCAUGCACACAUUUUUCAGUGAAACAGGAAGUGGGAAACACGUACCCAGAGCAUUACUUGUCGACCUGGAGCCAACAGUUGUUGAUGAAGUCAGAACUGGCACCUACCGCCAGCUGUACCACCCAGAGCAGAUGAUCAGUGGGAAAGAAGAUGCCGCCAACAACUACGCCCGUGGUCACUACACCGUCGGCAAGGAAAUUAUUGAUCUCGUUAUUGAUAGGAUCAGGAAAUCAGCUGACCUGUGCAGUGGGCUUCAAGGUUUCCUUAUAUUUCACAGUUUUGGUGGGGGCACUGGAUCAGGAUUUGCCUCUCUAUUGAUGGAGCGACUGUCUGUGGACUAUGGAAAAAAAUGCAAAUUAGAAUUUGCUAUUUAUCCAGCUCCACAAAUGUCAUCCGCUGUGGUGGAGCCGUACAACUCUAUCCUCACCACACACACCAUGCUGGAGCACACAGACUGCGCUUUCAUGGUGGACAAUGAGGCUAUCUACGACAUCUGCAAAAAAAAUCUGGACAUUGAGCGGCCAUCUUUUAUUAACCUGAACCGAUUAAUUGGACAGGUGGUCUCCUCUAUUACAGCUUCCCUCAGGUUCGAUGGUGCUCUAAAUGUUGACCUCACAGAAUUCCAGACAAAUUUAGUCCCCUAUCCAAGAAUACAUUUCCCUAUUGUGACAUAUGCCCCAAUCAUUUCAGCUGAAAAGGCUUACAGUGAGAGAUUAUCAGUAGCAGACAUUACGACUGCUUGUUUUGAACCAGCCAAUCAGAUGGUAGUGUGUGACCCCAGGAAGGGGAAGUACAUGGCCUGCUGUAUGCUCUUCAGGGGAGAUGUGGUGCCCAAAGAUGUGAGUGCAGCCAUCGCCAACAUUAAAACCAAACGAUCGAUUCAUUUUGUUGACUGGUGCCCUACAGGUUUCAAGAUUGGCAUCAACUACCAGCCCCCCACGGUCGUCCCUGGGGGUGACCUGGCCAAGGUGGAGAGAGCCGUCUGCAUGAUGAGCAACACCACAGCCAUAGCGGAGGCUUGGUCCAGGCUCAACCACAAGUUUGACCUCAUGUAUGCCAAGAGGGCUUUUGUCCACUGGUAUGUUGGAGAAGGUAUGGAGGAAGGAGAAUUUCACGAAGCAAGGGAGGAUAUUGCUUCACUGGAGAAAGAUUACGAGGAGGUCGGAGCUGACUCGGUUGAUGCAACGGAGGAUGCUGGUGAUGAAUACUAGAUGACAGUGUCAUAGCUGACAAAAAUACUAGAUGACAGUGUCAUGGCUGACAAAAAUACUAGAUGACAGUGUCAUGGCUGACAAAAAUAUAAGAGGACAUUUAAACACUGAAAUAAUUUCUAAUAUUUAAAAUCCUGAUUAAAUACUAGUUGAUAUUCAUUCAUUAACACGAAUAAUUUUUUUAACAAGGAAACAUACACUAGAUGACAGUUACAAACAGUUUUAAAACAAAUGACAGAUGACUACAGAAAAUAUUUCAAGGACAUGGACAUACUAAAAUAGGCAAACAAUGGUAAGAUGUCAUUGGUAAAUUAUUGAAAGAUGCUGUUUUGUGUAUUAAUCAAUUUUUUUGUGAUGAUUUGAAAAAAUCAGCUACUUGAUGGUGAAUUGAUUUUAAAUUAAAAUUUGACAGUGUGUGCAAUAAAUGAACGUGUGUGUUACCAUAUUUAUGUCAACUGAAAAAUGAUGGGUGUGUGUGUGUUGUUGGUCAAAUUAUUUAUUCUCGUCAUAUUUUUACUUACUUACAUUGUCUGUUUUUUUUAUAAAAGCCAAUGUCUUGCAUUUCUUAUGCUUGCUCUUAUUGUAUUCAAGUUAGGCCUAUGUGAUGGUUGAGUAUUUUAAAACUUGUUUCAGAACCUGUUGAAAAAGUAUUAAAAUAAAAUUUUAAAACUUGAAA
This is a messenger RNA of Physella acuta, 2244 nucleotides long. RefSeq names its product tubulin alpha-3 chain. NCBI's taxonomy places the organism in Eukaryota, Metazoa, Mollusca, Gastropoda, Physidae. Gene Ontology annotation, cellular component: microtubule. Gene Ontology annotation, biological process: microtubule-based process. The record is from RefSeq and is a predicted model, not a curated record. Gene Ontology annotation, molecular function: GTP binding; structural constituent of cytoskeleton.